Messenger RNA from Eriocheir sinensis (Chinese mitten crab), 7802 nucleotides. RefSeq names its product NACHT domain- and WD repeat-containing protein 1-like. Lineage: Eukaryota; Metazoa; Arthropoda; Malacostraca; Decapoda; Varunidae. The coding region runs from base 1523 to 5638 and encodes 1371 amino acids. The record is from RefSeq and is a predicted model, not a curated record. The transcript is spliced from 26 exons. Gene Ontology annotation, molecular function: protein binding.
UAGUGGAAGUACCUCUCAGUGUUACUCCUCCUCCUCUUUCUCCUCCUCCUCCUCUUCUCCUCUUCUUCGUCCUACUUCUCCUCCUCGCCCUCCUCUUCUGUUUCAUCUCACCUCGUCCUUUUCCACUUCUCUUCCCUCUCUCCCUCAUGCUCCUCCUCUUCCUCCUCCUCUUUCGCUACACCCCCGGAGCCUCUAGUGUGCCAGCGGUCAGGCUCAAUUGCGUAUCAUGUCGCCGAGGCCUCACAACAGACUAAAUAAAACAUGCACUCGCCUCCUCCUGCUCCUCCGCCUCCUGCGUUACGAGCCCGCGACGUAGCGCCAACAUGUCACCCUCACCGCCACCUUCUUCGCCUUCCUCAGCUUCGUCAGUCGUUCUAGGUGGCAUGAGAGGUUGCCAUAGUAGAUGAAGACUCGUGUGUGGCGGGUGAAGGACAGACCGAGCGUGGCGUGUGUGUGUAAAAGAGAAAACUAUUGUAAGAGAGUGACGUCACCACCUUCUUCUCCGUCCUCAGCUUCGUCAGUCGUUCCAGGCGGUCUGAGAGGUUACUAAAGUUAAUGGGGAGUAGUGUGUGUCGGACGAAGGAUAGACAAAGCGUGGCGUGUGUGUGUAGAAGCGAAUCCUUGAAGUGUAAGGCAACAGCGUCACGUAAAACGGAGAAAGAUAAUCCUGAAAACAACAUGUGAAUGAGAUAAAAACAAACGAAUGUGGCGUCUGUGGUUUGUAGUAGCGAAUACUUUUGAGGGGUAAGAAAACAGCGCCAUAUUAAGCUGAGAGAGACGAUCCUGAAACCAAUAUGUGACUAAGAUAUAAACAAAUGUAUAGUGUAUAUGUAGGUAAAAGGUUUAAGUGAGGAGUGUCCAGCGCUAAAGAACCGUUGAGAAAGCCCGGAGUGUGAUGUGUGUCAGUUUAUCGAAGUGUGCAGCGUCCCAGUGGCGAGCGAUUGGAAGUGUGGCGCAUCGGGAGCAUGUGAAGAGCAGGCAGGGAGUGGCGCCCCCUCCCUCCCUCCCUCCCUAACCUCCUUCCCUAGCCUACCUAAGCGUCUGAAUUUUCACCGUCCGAUUGGGAGUUGAUAAGUUGUCAGUCACCAAACAAGAUUAGGCGCAGCAACAGCAAAAGAGACGCUUGAAUUUACAUCGUUCGUUAGGCGUUGAAAAGCAGCAGAGUCACCAAACAAAAUUAACCACAGGAACAAGAGAACAGUCGCCUGAAUUUUCUCCUCCCACGGUCAGUCGAACAAGGAGAUUAACCACAGAAGCAGCAAAAGAGGCGCUUGAAUUUACAACGUUAGUUAGGCGUUGAAAAGCAGCAGACAGCAACCAACAAGAUUAACCACAGCAACAAGAGAACAGUCGCCUGAAUUUUCCCCGCCCACGGUCAGUCGAACAAGGAGAUUAAGCACAGAAGCAGCUAAAGAGGCGCUUGAGUCUUCACCGUCGUCCGUCCGUAGUCAAAGAGGAGGACGUCUGGAGUGGAUUACCGUUGCAGGAGAACCUCAGCGUCGCCUCAGCCAUCACCUCCGCCAUGCCGUCCCUCGAUGACCUGGACCUACACCGCUUCCUCAGCCUGGUGCGGGGGGAGCGUCGCCGUCGGGGCCGCCACUCCGUCUGCCUCGCGCUGCAGGGCCCCUCACGCCUCCUGGUGGGGAUGGCGAGGUCACUAGGCAUGACCCAGGGUGAAGCUCCGGGCCCGACUGACGUGAAGGAAUCGCCCCGGAAGACCCGCGGCGUCAUCCCUCACCUGAGUCACCUGCCGGACCUCAACAAGCUCUCCGACGUGAUCCGCAACCUGGUGAUGGGCAACGUCGUGUAUGUCAAGCCCAUCCUCAAGCCCAGGAAGAUCUGCAUUUACACGUGCGCCGACCUGAAGGACACCAUCAUGGAGCGAUCCGCCCUGAUGGAGUACGUGUAUCCGAAGCUGCGCCUGUACUGCAUGGAGAAGGGCUACGAGCUGAACACGGUGGACCUGCAUUGGGGCAUCCCGGACGAGCAUCUCAACGACCACUCCCUCAAGGAACUGUGCCUGGGCCAGCUCACCACCCAGGCACGCGACUCCCACAUCGUGACCGUCGUGUUCCUCAACGAGACCUUCGGCAAUGCUCUUCUGCCCCGGGUGAUCGAGGGCCCGGACUUCGACCAGGGGAUCUCCAGCCUCGAAGUCGACACGGACCGCGAGCUCUUCUGGAAAUGGUACCACUGGGAUGAGAACGCCCAGCCGCCCUGCUACAAGCUUCAGCCCAUCAGCACCUACAUCCCGAACAUCAAGGAGAGUAGCAGCGCCCAGCACCAGGAGGCCGUGUCAGACUGGAGCGCCGAGGUGAAGAAGAUGAUGACGCUGAUGAGGACGGUGUUCAACCAGGAGCAGAAGGAGAAGUACCUGAGCACCGUCAUGGAACAGGAGAUCAAGCAGAGCGUCUUCAUGAACCAGGAGAGCGCCAAACACUGCCUCUGGAUCUGCCGCAAGUUCACGCAUUUCCCCUCGCACAACAUCCCGGCGCAGGGCAAGGUGUACGUGGCCGUGGAACCCGAGAGCAAGAAGCGACUCGACAUCCUGCAGAGUGAACUGAAGGAGCGUUUGGACGAGAUUCGGAUGCUCAAGUUCCGCGUGAAGUGGCAUAACUCCGGCAUGAACCCCGAGGUGCCAGAACACGCCCAGUUCGUCGAGGACCUGUGCGCGCAGAUCUCCCCGCUGCUCAUUUCUAUCAUCGACGGCAUCAUUGAAGAGGACGAGACGAAGGAGGAGCUGAAGACGUACCUGGGCAUCGAGAAACGCCUCUUCCAUGAGCUGAUGCAACAGUCGCUCAUGUGUCAGUUCAGAUACAAGAACUUCCAGGGCAGACAGGAGCUGCUCGCCAAGAUUAGAAGGUACUUGAACAACGACUCGUGCGUGCCGCUCAUCAUGCACGGCGAGGUGGGCUGCGGCAAGUCGUCCCUCAUCGCGAAGGCCAUGGAGAGGUGCUGCGAGUGGCUGGUGGACGUGCCGCUGGUCGUCAGGUUCGUCGGCCUCACCCCCGGGUCGUCCACCACGGAGCAGGUGCUGAGGUCCAUCGCCGAGCAGUGCUGUGCCCUCUUCGGCGAGCACCACGCGGAGGCUGCCAAGGGCGUGCGUCACAUGUCCUCGUUCCUGAUGCACGUGUGGUCCAAGGCGUGCAAGGUGCGGCCGCUGGUCAUCAUGAUAGACGGCAUCGACCAGGUCAAGAGCUACGGGUCCACCUCGCUCGAGUGGGUGCCGCGCGAGCUGCCGGAGAACGUGAAGCUGAUCAUGACGGUGCGGGACGACUCGGAGCAGAUGCGUCUCCUGCAGAGCAUCAUCGAAGACCGCGCGUGCUUCCUCAAGAUCCCGCCGCUGACGCUGGACGAGGGUUACACCAAGUUCGAGGGGAUCCUGAAGACCCACCACCGCAGCGUGAACAAGGAGCAGCGGGACCUGGUCAGCAAGUACAUCCAGGAGUGCCCGCUGCCGCUCUACGUGGAGAUCGUGGCUCGCAUGGCCUGCCACUGGACGGGCGCAGAGUCUCAGCUGCCUCUCAAGUCGACCCUCAUGGAGCAGAUCAGCGUGGUCUUUGACGAGCUGGAGGAGACGUACGGCCCGGUGGAGGUCUCGCACACGCUGGGCUACCUCACCGCCGCCAAGCACGGCCUCUCCGACUCCGAGAUGAUCGACAUCCUCUCCUGCGACGAGGCGGUGCUGGAGAAGGUCUUCGUCCACUACAUCCCGCCAGUCCGCCGGUGUCCCUCGCUGCUGUGGGUGCAGAUCUCGAAGCAGCUGCAGCCGUUCCUCAUGAAGACCAUCGUGGCCGGAAUCUGCCUCUUCACCUGGCGCCACGAGAGCUUCAGGGACGCCGCGCGCUCUCGCUACCUCGGCACGCCGGACCAGAUCAACAUGUGCUGCACGGCCCUCAUCGACUACUUCCAGAGCAAGUGGGCGAACGGAGCGAAGAAACCGAUGACGGACGCCGAGGAGGGGGCGGAGGAGGGCAAGGAGCGGUACGUGCUGGACCAACCCACCAAGUACCGCGGCAGCAACAUGUCCAAGAUCUCGGUUCAGCCCGUCUUCAGCCGCCACAACCGCCGUAAGCUGGACGAGUUGCCGUACCAGGUGCUGCAGCUUCGGGGCCGCAUCCUGGAGGAGUUCGUGCUCAACUUCGACUGGGUGUACGAGAAGCUCUGCGGCUCAGACACUUACCAGGUGCUGGAGGACGUCUCGCUGGCCCUCACCAACCACAGCAACAACGUCGAGCUGGUGCUGCUGAAGGAGGUGCUGGAGCUGGCCGCCUACGCCCUGGGCUACGACGGACGCCAGUUCUACUCUCAGGUGUACGGGCGCCUCACCACCCUCAUGAAGGACCCGCAGAACCAGGAGACGUACCCGAUCAUCAAGAAGCUGUACGAGAGGGCCGCGCACGCCCCCGUCCCCUGCCUCCUCUCCCUCACCGUCUGCCUGCACGAGCCCUUCCAGGACCAGAACAUGAAGCUCGGUGACGGCCAGGUUUACUUCAACGCGCUGAUCCGGGCGCGUCACAACCCACACUACGUCAUCACCUUGUCGACGGAGCGCGGGGAGAUCGCCGUCUGGAACAUCUUCACCAUGACCCCGGUUCGAACCCUCACCGGCAUCACGCAGCCCCGGAAACUGAAGAUGAUCGACGACUACCGCUGCCUGGUGCUGUGCGGGCGGGAGUUGCGGAUCUACAACUUCGACGAGGGUCUCUUCGUGAUGAAGCUCCGCGAGGUGAUGAACCAGAAGAUGCCUUACUUCGGCCUCCACGACAAAGAUCACGUGGUGGCGCUCUCCCGCUCGCGAAUGUACGUCAACAUGAUGAACCUCCAGAACGGGGACUGCGUGGCCACUUUCAAGGUGGGCGAAGACAGGUUCCUCAAUAGCCUGAUGGUGUCGGAGAACGGGAAGAUCUGUGUGUGCGGCGACGAGACGCAGAAGCCCUCGGCCCUGCUCGUGUGGGACCUGGAGCUGCGCAAACUGAUGUACGACCUGCGCAUCCCGCACCACGAGUUCAUCACGCGCCACGCCGCCAUCACCAAGGAGGGCCACUACGUCUCCUGCGUCUGUCGCGAGGUGGACGAGCCGGCGCCUAACUUCAUCGUGGUGUACGAUCUCCAAAGCGGCACACUCUUCAAGAAGUGGAAGCCCGGCGUCAAUAUCAUCUCCAUCGCCAUCUCCUCCGCCGGCAGCUGCGUCAUCGUCGGCCUUGAGGACUCGAAGCUCAUGGCCUACGAUCUCAUCACAGGCAACCCUCGCUGGACGCUGAAGGGCCACACGGCGCCGCCCACCACCAUCCGCCUGGACAACCGCGGCCUGCAAUGCCUCACCUACGACGCGCUGGGCCGGGACCGCUCCGUCAGGGUGUGGGACAUUCACACCGGUAACAGUCUGGCGGUGCUGACGCCAGACCAGUCCAUCACCGCCUGCGAGAUCUCGAGCGACGGGAAGGCGGUGGUGAUGGCGCUGGAGGGGCGCAACGAGAUCGUCACCUUCCUGCUGUGCCACCAGAAGGGCGUCGACGGCCACGCCUCCCCGAAGUCCUACGGCAACGACACCAACAGAGGCAAAGUGUUCGACCUGAGCCAAGCGGGCACGUGGCCCAUGUCCGGUGAUACUGAGGAAAACAUGCUGUGGAGUUAAGUCAUGCAGCAGCAGCAUCUCCACCCUCGUCGCCGCCGCCGCCACCGCCUCCUCCACCUACCCACUGCAUGUUCCCGCCCGCCACCACAAAGCGUAUCCACUUAUUACGCCUCCUCCUCUUCCUCCUCUUCCCUUCCACUUCCUCUUACUCUUUCCCGAACGUUGUGCAUCUCUCGACUUCAGAUAUAGUACAAGAGUUUAUGCUAAUCGUUCAACUGUGUGUUCUUUUAGCAUUAGUACUAUUGUUUUUAUCACUACUACUACUACUACUACUACUACUACUACUACUGUUCUGCAUGCGGGGAGACAGAACGAUGAAUGGAUGAGAGACAGCGAUGUACCUAAUACCACGAUGCUUCAAAUUAUGUAAAGACGCUUCGAAAUAACAGGACCGAAGCUGUGAAUGAACCCUGUCCCCCUACCCACCCCCUACCCACCUGUACAGAGCUAAUUAGUGCAUGUUACAUUAGUGUGUCCAUAGCUCACCUGAGGGCCCCGAGUGCUCUGUAGGAACCGUCGAGUUUACACAUGAUAUAGGCUGUUUAUUAUCUGGUUUAAAGUUUGAUGGAUAAAGUUUUCCUCCUGUUCCUGAUCCUCCUUGGUUUCUCCUUUUUUCUUAUGUUUUCUCUUAUGUUUUCUCCCCAAUUUUCAUCUUGUUCUUCUUCUACUUUGCUUUUCUCCCCUUCCUUUUUCUUUCCGUUUUCUUCCUUCUUGUUCUUGUUCUUGUUCUGCUUCUACUUCGCUUCCUACUUCCGCUUCUCCAUGAUUUAUUCUUCUCCUUUCGUCUGUCUCUUUUGUUCUCCCUAAUUUCCAUCCUCUUUCUUGUUCUUCCUGUUUUUCUACGUCGUUUCCCCACUUUAUCCUCCAUGAUUAUCCUUUCUUCUUACGUUCGUCUUCUCUCUAAUUUUCCUCCUUUUGUUUUUCUUCUUCAGUUUCCCCUUCUGCUUCCCCUUUCCUUUACUCCCCUCGUUUCUUCUUACGCCUGUUUCUUUUCCCUAAUUUUCCUCCUCUUUCUAGUUCUUGUUCUUCAUCAACUUCGCUUCUCCCUUUCUCCACUGUGAUGCUUGUAAUCGGUUGGUUGGCUUCAGAGACUAAGCUUCACCCGAUGCAUGCGACUCUAACCAUGACUUGAGGAAACCAUUUGCCUGUUGGGUGUCGCUGGGUGGACGAAGGAGUGACACGGAACGGCUGAGCACAACAAAAUUUCCACAAUCCCACGGCUGCAGCAUCUUUGUUUUUAGCAUGAUUGUGUAGGCGAAUAGAACUCAGCCUCACCCCUCUUGCACCCAGCGACUCCCUCCCUAUUCCUUCAUGGCCUUCACUUGCAUGCACCGGGAUGAGGCAAGGGGCGGGUCUUACUUGUUCCGUAAUCCUAAACGUAUCGGACUCCCAUCACGAGCAUCUCCCAAAGCCACAGAAAAGAUCAACCCGGCUUUCAUGGGUGAUUUUUUUUUUCCCGUCCAAGAUGCGGAAGUCGGGUAAAACUAUCACUAGGUUCACAAAAUAGUCCAUGAACAUCCCAGGAAUUUCUACAACAAGAGGCUUUUCAAACAGAUGAAGUGAGGUGUCGAUACGUUUAGGAGGAGGGGCCACAGCCGUCAUUCAACCAAUUGCGCGCGUCAGAAAGUGAGAAGUGGGAGGAGCUUACCUGUCGAGCUAACCUGAACGGACUGUAGAUACCAUUGCGAUGUGUCUAUUUUGUAUUCGUCUAUUCACACCAAAUAUAUCAGGGCGUUUUAGGCUAAAUACUUAUUAUUGUUAUUCUAGGUUAAGAAACGCUUCGUGCUUGGGUAAGAGGUAAGUUCACGCCAUGGAAAUAGUCGCGGCGUUAUUGUGUAUGGACCACGUGACAUUCCCUUGCUUGUAUCCGUCCCCCUCCCCCCCCCCACCGUAUCCCGCUGGCUGCCCUCCAUACCCAGCCUCCGCCCCCCUCAGCCUAGCGCCGCACCCCCCCACACACACCCGUCUGGCUUAGUUCACUUUGUAGAUAUAUUAUGGUAAUUAAAGAAAAUUGUGCCCGUGCUGGUUUUCAUUCAUGUGUUUUGACGGUUGUCCUUUUUUUUUAGGGGGGGGAAGAUGACGAUACAGAGAGCUUGUGUUUAUGCUGUUUGAACAGUUAUUAAAAACUGAAGAUUCACAGGAUGUACAUAAACUUAAGGCAGUC